Messenger RNA from Toxoplasma gondii ME49, 1237 nucleotides. RefSeq lists its product as hypothetical. Bases 71 to 1006 code for a protein of 311 amino acids. The record is from RefSeq and is a predicted model, not a curated record. The transcript has 11 exons. NCBI's taxonomy places the organism in Eukaryota, Apicomplexa, Conoidasida, Eucoccidiorida, Sarcocystidae.
UUUAUGUUUCUCUUAGCUACAACUACUCGACCCUCUAGGGAGCAGGUGUGCUUUGAUAACAUAAACCACAAUGAAGCAUCUACAGGCCCCUAUCUACUUUAGCGCUGCCCUUCUGGUCGCCCCCUCAAUAUGGGCACAAAGCCAGCCGAACGUUGAUGGGGAGAGAGUGCCCGCCAUUUCUCAAGUGCUAAACGAACAAGCAAGGAAUGGCUGGGCUGAUGGAAUCAUGAAACUUUCGUUCAAACAAGAAAACACGGAUGACGAUGCCGGCAAGCAGGCUAUGAGGGUCUGCGGCGAAGGACACCGAGGUCUGCUUGAAAUGAUUCUUGACACAAGUGAUGCGGACGCAAAGAUAUUGACUGUCGGGCAGUUAUCCCGCGACAAGCUUCUCAUCUACAGUGGAAUUAAUGUAGAAAAGGAGUACGACAUACAGGACAUCAUGGUUCCGGUGGAAACCGUCGACGACAGAUGUUUUGCUAUACGCGAAAAGAGAGCGAUCGGAACUGUGUAUUGUGCUCGGGAUAUGCGCACUCGCGAUCAGUGGCUCAACUAUCUUCAUGAGUCAAUCUUCUGCAAGGAAACAGGAGUCAAAGGGAAACUGCCAGCGGAGCCUGGGAAGGAAGUGGAGGAAGUGACUGUUGCUACAGAAAUCGUGCCUACCGAGGAACCAUCUGGAAUAAACCUUCAUCUGGCCGACAGUCCAUUGGGCAAACCCCGCAUUGUAAUUAACGGUCUCACAAUUCAAGAAAUGGAAGGACUGCAACAACGACGAGCUGUCUCAGAUGUGCUACCUCAGCCGCCUCACCCGAGCAUCUCGGACUUUCCUAAUCCACUCGCGGACAACGACCCCGAGAGCCCAAAUACGCUCAACUCCGAAGGAGAUCCGAAGACGGCCCAAGAGCUCGCAGCGGUCCACGAAGCGAUGGCUGAACAGAAGGAAAUCCCUCUUACUGAUGAAAGAGUUCCUAAGGCGGGCUACGCGGUUCACCAAAUGGGCAGGGAGUAGUACACGGCAGACCUUGGUGCGACCCGGCAUAGUGAAUUCCUUGUAUCGUGAGAAGGGGUGCUGUGCCCGGCGCAGAAUCGCGAAGUGCUCAACCUCAGGACUUUUUUCUAUCUAGGAAGGUUAUAUUCCGACUUCCGAACGGCUGAACAAACUCUUGUCACAUCCAUUGCAUUUUGGAAACCGCUCAAAAAGCACUUCAUACAAUCGUGAUAACGAUUACAAGAGAGGCUC